Messenger RNA from Eptesicus fuscus (big brown bat), 2601 nucleotides. It is a transcript of the gene WBP1L, whose product is annotated as WW domain binding protein 1 like. The record is from RefSeq and is a predicted model, not a curated record. The transcript is spliced from 7 exons. Bases 281 to 1321 code for a protein of 346 amino acids. NCBI's taxonomy places the organism in Eukaryota, Metazoa, Chordata, Mammalia, Chiroptera, Vespertilionidae.
AAGAAGGGAAGAAGGAAGAAGAGGAGAGAGGUGGAGAGGGAGGAGGAGGAGGGUGGCGGCGGCGCCGUGGCGGAGGAGCAGGAGCAGGAGGGGGAUGGAGAGGAGAAGGCUCCUGGGUGGCAUGGCGCUCCUGCUCCUCCAGGCGCUGCCCAGCCCCCUGUCAGCCGGGGCUGAACCCCCGCAGAGCAAAGAGUGGAGGGUUACCACCAGCAAGGAAGUGUGAUGUCUCGAGAGUGGGAGUUGUGGUUCAUCGUCCAUUCUGACCACAGUGCUAGACCACAUGCAGAACACGGUGUACUGUACUGAGGAUAAGGAAACCUGUGUGGGUACCAACAAUCAGAGCUACAUCUGUGACACAGGACACUGCUGUGGACAGUCUCAGUGCUGCAACUACUACUAUGAACUCUGGUGGUUCUGGCUGGUGUGGACCAUCAUCAUCAUCCUGAGCUGCUGCUGUGUCUGCCACCACCGCCGAGCCAAGCACCGCCUUCAGGCCCAGCAGCGGCAACAUGAAAUCAACCUGAUUGCCUACCGGGAAGCCCACAAUUACUCAGCGCUGCCAUUUUAUUUCAGGUUUUUGCCAAACUAUUUACUACCUCCUUAUGAGGAAGUGGUGAACCGACCUCCAACUCCUCCCCCACCAUACAGUGCCUUCCAACUACAGCAGCAGCAGCUGUCUGCACAGUGUGGCCCUGCAGGCGGCAGCCCCCCAGGUGCUGAUCCCGCCAGGGGCUCCCAGGGGGCCCAGAGCAGCCCCUUGUCAGGGUCCAGCAGAAGCAGCACAAGACCCCCGAGCAUCAUCGCUGACCCUGAGCCCUCCAACAUCGACAUGCCAGCCAACCCAGCAGCCACCAAAGCCCCUGGAAUGGAGCCCAGCGGCUCUGUGGCUGACCUGGGGGAGCUGGCCCCUGGGGCCUUCCUGGACAAGGAUUCCGAAUGUAAGGAGGAGCUGCUGAAAGAUUACAGCUGCGAGCAGGGCAGCGCCCUCCCCGACAGCAAGGACAAGACGCCUGGCAGACAUCGCCGCUUCACGGGCGACUCGGGCAUUGAGGUGUGUGUGUGCAACCGGGGCCACCAUGACGACAACCUCAAAGAGUUCAGCACACUUAUCGACGACGCUCUGGACGGACCCCUGGAAUUCUGCGACAGCUGCCAUGUGCGGCCCCCUGGUGACGAGGAAGAAGGGCUAUGCCAGCCCUCCGAGGAGCAGGCCCGAGAUCUUGGGCAUCCCCACCUGCCCCGGCCACCGGCGUGCCUGCUGCUGAACACCAUCAAUGAGCAGGACUCCCCAAACUCCCAGAGCAGCAGCUCCCCCAGCUAGAGCAGGCCCUGCCUGUAUCUGAGAACUUGGCAAAGCAACCAGGGUAGGGGAGAACCACGAGAGAAGCAUUAAGUGACUUUCCAAGAAAGUGGUACAGCCACUUGGUCUUUUAUUUUUUUCUUCUUUUUCCCCCCUUUGUUUCUGCAUUUUCCUACAUCUCCAGUCAUAUUUCACUACCUGCCUGGUCGGAGGUGCUGUGUGUUUAAGAAGUCCCCAAGGAAGGAAGCUGAGACCGUGCCCUGAGCAUUGUCGACGGCAGUCCCGUGUUUGCCAGAGAUACUGUCCUCAAAGUAGAGGUUUUCCUCUACCCAUCACUGCAAUUUGCACAUUGCUCCGUGGACAUGCGGAGGCCUGUGUUCUGUUCCCUGUAAAUGGAAACGUGCUCUGAACCUGUCUGCCUCCCUCGGCUGCUCCUGGCCCUCGGUAUCAGCCCCCUGGGGGGUGUUCACAACCACUCGGCACAGAAGGUGAAGGUGGAACUCCAGACCGAAGGCUUAAUUGGAUCUUCAGGGACAAGCUUGGACUAGCUGUGGCCCAGACGUCAGCCCUGCCCAGAAUUGCCGGGAGGUUUGGCAGACACCGCAGGGCUUACCUUCCUAUGCUGAGGUCCAGCUCAUGCCAGCAAGCCGGUGCGUAGCGAGAGUGGGCGCGAGUGCGUCAGCAGCCCUCAGAUGCCUUUCCUUCCACCAUUAAAAAAAAAAAAAAAAUCCCAAACAACUCACUGAAGUGUCUCCAAGAACAUCAGGUUUUACCAAAAUGAGUCCGCCUUCAGUUCACUGAUCAAAUGGGUAAAUUCUGGCCCUCUCAUGUUUCCUUCCCCAUUAGAGUGGGGAACUGGUCUGAGUGUUAAAGUUCACUGCGGCGUCCCACCCUAAAGGCAGGAGUCUGGGGUAAUGGAACCCGGAGCGGGGCUUGAUUCCAGCAGUCACAGCCUGUCCCUGCUCCAGGAGGCUGCCCUGCAUGCAAAGGGAGGUGAAACGGGGAGUUGAAGGACUAGUUAGGGGGCCAGGGAGAUUUGGUGGAGUCUGGUGAAUGAGAAGGAAGGGGUUGGUCGAGGGUUUGGUGCUACAGUCAGAUUUGCAAAUGCUAACACAUUCCUGUGUGCGGCACAUCACCAUUUGUCAGUUAUGUGAAUUUGUGUAUUUUAAGCAAUAAGAUUCAGCUGGUCAGACCUUUCUGGGCAGUCUCGGUGACGCAUUUCCUGUGCUGUGAUUGUUCUGAAGACAGAGUGGCUCUAACCACUGUGAGAAGCCCAAAUAAAAUCAAUCCCAAAAAUCCCA